Messenger RNA from Entamoeba invadens IP1, 1017 nucleotides. RefSeq lists its product as hypothetical. The transcript has a single exon. Lineage: Eukaryota; Evosea; Mastigamoebida; Endamoebidae. The coding region runs from base 1 to 1017 and encodes 338 amino acids. The record is from RefSeq and is a predicted model, not a curated record.
AUGGUUAUUUUUGGCAAAGAAUGGAAACAGUUGUCUUUUGAUGAAUUCGACGCGUUUAUUGGAAUGUUAUUAUUCAACGGCGUUGCUCAUGACAAUAAAAAGAGUUUGAAUUAUAUGUAUGGUCUAUAUGGAAAUCCAUUUUAUCGUUCAGUAUUCAGUGAACACAGAUUUAAACAAAUUCUGAGGGUAAUUAGAUUUGAUAAAAACGCAAAGAACAGAUUCCUUUUAAGAAUAAAACAAAAAGAAACUGAUUCAUCUUUGAAGACAUCGAUAAGCAAAAAGUUGACUGAAAUUAAGAAGUCAAAAUUGGGGAAAUCGUUAUAUUCGCACGUUUCACAAUUUUAUUCUGAGAGAGAGAAAGAGUCAUUAAUUUUGGAAGUCGAUGACAGUUCGAGCGCAAGUUCAACAGAUGAUGAUAGUGAUAAAGAUGAUGAUAACGGAAAUGACACAGACAGUGGUGAUUACACUGAAAACGGUGAAGUGGAUAAAAGUGAAAAGUGUAAAAAUGAUGGCGAACUUUGUGAAGUCAACGACAAAGAAAAAGAAGACAGCAAAGACAAUAUAGGAAACAAAAAAUUCAACUUGGAUGAAACUGAAAAUGAGUUAAAGAGUUCAUCAACAGUUGCUCUUAAAGAAAUGGUUAUGCUUGAAGAUAAAACGGGAUUUGACAAAUUCAGAGACAUAUUCAACUUCUUUUUAAAAUCUAUUGGCAACGUUUACAAUAACAAACAAAUAUCAGGAAGUAUAUGUAUAGAUGAACAGUUGGUUAAUUACUAUGGAAAUUGCAAGUUUAGACAAUACAUGCCAUCGAAACCUGGCAAAUAUGGCAUAAAACUAUGGCUUAUGGUCGAUAAUGUUACUGGUAUGAUAGUAAACGCCAAACCGUUUUUAGGCAAGUAUGGUGAAAGUGAAAAAAAUGGAAUAACUAAAAUAGUUGAAACAUGGGUAUCUCCUUAUUUAGGAAACUACUUUACGUUAUACUCGAUAAUUUGUUUACUACACUUGAAUUGGCAUUAA